GGCCGGGGCUGGCGGCGUCCUCGUGGUUCUGUGUGGUUGUGGUUCUUCCGUCGUCGUGCAUGGGUCUCCAUGGUGACGGCAGGGCCCGGACCCGGGGACCGGCAGCCCGAGUGGGGCCGCGGGGUUCCGGGGGCCUCCGCGGCGGCGUGGCCGUGUUCGCCGCCGUGGCCGCCGUGUUCACGCUCACGCUGCCCCCCUCGGUGCCGGGGGGAGACUCGGGGGAACUGAUCACAGCCGCACAUGAGCUUGGAGUUGCCCAUCCUCCUGGCUAUCCGUUGUUCACCUUGGUGGCUAAACUGGCGAUGAUACUGUUUCCUUUUGGUUCUAUUGCCUACCGAGUCAACCUUCUCUGUGGCUUAUUUGGAGCAGUAGCUGCAUCGUUACUGUUUUUCACCGUUUUCAGGCUUUCUGGCUCGUAUGCUGGAGGAAUCCUUGCUGCGGGGGUGUUUUCAUUUUCUCGUCUAACAUGGCAGUGGUCCAUUGCAGCAGAGGUUUUCAGCUUAAACAAUCUGUUUGUGGGGCUGCUUAUGGCUCUCACUGUACACUUUGAGGAGGCAGCAACUGCAAAGGAGAGAUCAAAGAUAGCAAAAAUUGGUGCUUUCUGUUGUGGCCUUAGUUUAUGUAACCAACACACAAUACUGCUGUAUGUUUUGUGUAUAAUACCUUGGAUCCUCUCUCAACUUCUAAAGGAAAAGGAACUGUCUCCGAGCUGUUUGCUGACAUUGACUCUGUCCUUCUCUGCUGGUUUGCUACCUUACGUGUACCUCCCUAUCUCAUCCUACAUCAAUCAUGCCCGCUGGACCUGGGGGGACCAGACGACACUGCGAGGAUUUCUGACACAUUUUCUCAGGGAAGAAUAUGGAACAUUCAGCCUGGCCAAAUCUGAAAUAGGAUCCAGUAUUUCUACAAUAUUAUUUUCUCAAGUAACCAGUAUGAAGACAGAGCUUUCAUUCAAUAUCCAAGCCCUUGCAGUCUGGGCUAAUAUAUGUUCUGUAAAAAAGGACAGACAGACUCCAUCUCUAGUUCGGCUUUUUACUGCAAUGUUUUGCAUUUAUUCAUUAUUCUUUGCAUGGAGGGCAAAUCUAGAUAUUUCAAAACCACUUUUCAUGGGUGUGGUGGAACGAUUCUGGAUGCAAAGCAAUGCUGUGGUGGCCGUCCUUGCUGGCGUUGGUUUGUCUGCACUUGUGUCUGAGACUAAUCGAGUGCUGAACAGCAGUGGGCUGCAGCAUCUGGAGUGGCUUUCAGCAACUCUGUUUGUAGUUUACCAGCUAUAUUCUAAUUACAGUAUUUGUGACCAAAGAACCAACAAUGUGAUUGAUAAAUUUGCAAAGAACCUUCUAGACUCUAUGCCUCAUGAUGCAAUCAUCUUACUCAGAGGAGAUUUACCUGGAAAUUCUCUUCGUUACAUGCAUUACUGUGAGGGGCUGAGACCUGAUAUUUCAUUAGUAGACCAAGAAAUGAUGACUUAUGAGUGGUAUUUACCCAAGAUGGCAAGGCAUUUACCAGGAGUCCACUUUCCUGGAGACCGGUGGAAUCCUGUGGAAGGAGUAUUACCCAGUGGAAUGGUCACAUUUAAUCUUCAUCACUUUCUUGAAAUAAAUAAACAAAAAGAAACAUUUGCUUGCAUUGGAAUCCAUGAAGGUGACCCGACCUGGAGAAAGAACUAUUCACUUUGGCCUUGGGGCUCUUGUGACAAAUUAGUUCCUUCAGAGAUUGUAUUCAACCCUGAGAAAUGGAUUACACUAACAAGAAACCUUUAUAAUUGGACUGAAGAAUAUGGAAGGUUUGAUCCAUCUUCUUGGGAAUCUGUGGCCAAUGAAGAAAUGUGGCAAGCCAGGAUGAAAACCCCAUUCUUCCUCUUUAGCCUGGCAGAAACCACAGAUAUGCCGUCCAGGGUGAAAGGUCGACUCUACACUCAUGCAUAUAACUUGUAUAAGGAGAUUGUCAAUUUACAAAAGGAGCACCCAGUGAAUUGGCACAAGAACUAUGCCAUCGCCUGUGAGCGGAUGCUGCGUCUUCAGGAGAGAGACACAGACCUGGAAGUCCUGUUGUCUGCAACCAUCAAACAUUUUCGUCUCUAUACUCAAAAAGCACAAAAUGAUCCCCAGCUAGCUGAUAUUUCAGUUGCUCUCAAUCACCUAAGAAAAGAACUGCAAAGCCUGAGAAACAGGAAAAAGGCCUGACCCAGCAAGAAGUGAAAAACUGCUUGUCAUUUUGCUUCCAAAAUUCUGAAGUCCAAAAGUUUUUCCUCCAAGCAAAAACAAAAACAAACAAAACAAAAAGCUAGCAGCACUGCAUGAGGAUGCUCCACCUGAGAUGUACUAUGUAUGCAAAUUCUGUUUAUUCUGUGUUCCCAAAUUAGCAUUUCCACAGAGGCUUUCAGAAACAUCCUUCCACACUCACUCACCAAAUGACUAGGUCCAUACUAGGUUCUACAUGACUAGUUUUCCUAUACUGAAACUAUUAAUCAUAAGUCUUUUAAGGGCUGUGCUUAUUAGGAUCAGUUUUAAAAGUUAAAUUCUUAAAAUCUUCAUACCAACUCCAAGACGCUUUCUAUUUCUUGCAAGUGAAAUGGUUUUUUAAAAGAAGGAACCUUGACAUGCUUCAUUUUAGGGUUUCUUUUUUAAGUAAUGGCUUGUUCCACCAUCUCAUACUUCAUACUACUUACCUUUCCCAGUAGGUGUUAUUCUGAAAAAAGUUUGAAUCGUAAUGUAACCGAUAGCUUUCCUACAAUCACCAAAAAGAAAAGCUAAUUUAAUGUUUGCUUAUUUCAGUUACAGAAAUGAAUGGCAAAUAAAAAGUAUUUUCUAUUUACUCAA
This is a messenger RNA of Dipodomys spectabilis (banner-tailed kangaroo rat), 2819 nucleotides long. RefSeq names its product transmembrane protein 260 (gene Tmem260). The coding region runs from base 60 to 2183 and encodes 707 amino acids. The record is from RefSeq and is a predicted model, not a curated record. The transcript is spliced from 16 exons. Lineage: Eukaryota; Metazoa; Chordata; Mammalia; Rodentia; Heteromyidae.